CAGGAAGAGUGGAGUAGUUCUAUGUAGGAGUUACCAAGCUGAAAGUUUUCUGUGAGGGUUACCACCUCAUUGCUAUAAUAGGAGAGGAGGUCGACAUAGAAAAAGGUUCUCAAAUCAAACACCCGACAUCUAUGUCAAGGUUUGUUGUUUCUUUACAAAAUAGUUGUAAUCGUAGUUUGAAACUCUCACCAAACCUCCAUAAGAAUAAGAUCAACGUAUUAUAGUUCUGUUCCUAGAAAACCAUCACAAAUCAAACACUCUUAUUUAAACCGUAUUCAAAUAAAUAUCAACCAUAUCUUAAUAAUGGGAUGAGAUACGGUGACAACCCCAUUAGGGGUUGUGAGAUUGACAACCCAUUUUAUAACCAUAGGAUCCAUUCUCUCUCUUGUCUCUUUCUUCUUUUUUCAAAUCAAUGGUACAGAUUGGAUUAAGGGUAUUUUUGGACGAAAAAAAUUGACCACACUAGAUUAUUACUCCUAUUAAUAUCUAAAACCCUACACUCUCUCUUUCCUCUCUCUCUCUCUCUCUCUCUCUCUCUCUCUCUCUCUCACGCCAUCUUUCUUCUUCCUAUUCUUCUUCUUCUUCCUCUCAUCUCUUCCCUCUCUCUCUAUCGGCUGCCACCACCGUCGUCGCAGUCGACCCGCCACGCCCUCCGCCUCUCAUCACUACUGCAGCCCUCCCGUCGUCGCGCCCUCCGCCUCCCAACACUGUCACGUCCCUCGCCCCGCAGCCAUCGCGGCCUCCUCCUCUCACCACCGCCGCGAUGGCCUCCCACCACCACCGUCGUCGCAACCCUCCCGCCGCCCUCUGUCUCUCACCAUCACCGUCGCCACGAGGUCACCGCCUCUCCCCUGCCUCCCCCUUUCGUCAUCCCUAUUUAUUUCCAGAUCUGUGAUUUUUCAUAUUUCAGAUUUGAUUUUUUUGUGCUAGUCUCUAGUGGUACGCUAUCAGUGGCAAUGGUACCGCUACCAGUGGUACUGGUACUGGUACCGCUACUGCUAAUGGUACCGCUACCAGUGGUAAUGGUACCGUACCACUAGCACUGGUAGCGUACCACUAGUAUUGGUAGCAUACCACUAGCACUGGUAGCGUACCACUAGCACUGGUACAUUUUUUAACGCACUAGUAUCGUACCACUAGCACUGGUAUAUUAAUUACCAAUAGACUAAUAGAUUGAUACACUUUUUAACGCACUGGUACAUUUUUCAGGUUGCCGGAGGGAGUCUGCCGGAGAGAAUUCGCCAGAGAAAAAGUCUGUCCAUCGAAGCGGAAUGACCGCAGGAGAAAGGAAGAGAGAGAUAGAGAUAUUAAUGUAUAUGAUUUAAAUUUAAAAAAAAAUUAUAUUUAAUAUGGGUUUUUAAUUCCCAAUUUGAUUAAUACAAAAAGGUAAUUAAUAUAUUUCUUUUUUUCAUACCCAAAAUACUCUUGAUUGUCAAUCUAACAACCCCCAAGGGGGUUGUCACCGUAUCCGUCUCAAUUUUGCAUGUUAAGUUGUUAACUAAUUAACCUGCUCAAGGCGGCUAAGGGUGUCGGCAGAACAAGGGUUGGAUAGGAACAUCCCCAUCCUCUCCACGUACGGAAUGGGAAGAGUGACCCACAAAAUGACUCCCAAACCCCCCAAUUUCCAUGCGUUUCCUUUUCAAAUGUAAAACCCUCCUUUGAGCAACUUCAAAAAUUAAUGUAUGAUUGUUUCUUCGUUACUAGCUACAAAAUGGAGGAUUGAGGUACAAGUGAGGCCCGCAUAAUAUUUAAGGAGAUCACAUCGAAACCAUAAAAUUUGUUAGGUGAUUUGGGGUACAAGUUUAACUGUUUAAGGUGUUAAAAGAAAGAUAAAUCGGUGUGUCAAUAUUCACAUAUCAAAAUCGAGCGAGGAAGAUGAUUGAUCAUAACAAACUGAAAUUCAGAUAAACCCACUUAUAUCAAAUUAGAAUGAAAGUUAGAAUUUCUUCCAUAAAAGAGCGUGAUAAAAGUUUCCACUAUAAUUAUUGAUAAAUAAAUAAAAAUGUAGAUUUUCCCGCGAGUCAUUAAAUGUAUACUUUCAAAAGAUAAACUAACAUAAAUUCACAUGUGAUAUAUUAAAAGUAAAGUUGUCAACCCGCGGGUUGACUCCUCGGUUGAUCCAUUUUGACUCUGGUCCGGUGAGAAAAACGGGCCACACACAUUCGUCGGGUCGAACUGUUGCAAUUUUAUCGGGUUGGAGGUCCCACGACGUCUUUUUUUCCUAUUGUUUGCAAAAUGCCUCAAAUUUUUUUUUUUUUUUGGCCUCUCUUUUCCGAUUUUCCUUUUUGCCUAACCCUAUCUUUAGAAUUCUAACUUGAAUGUUUAAAUAUUGAUGUUAUAUAAGUGUGUGAAUUUUAAUUAUAUGUUGGAUCCAAGUACAACCUAUUAUUAUGGAUUAAUAUUAUAUGUUGGAUCUAAGUAAUUAAAUGAGAUUUGAUAUAAUUUAUAAAUAUAUAUGAACAAUAUACUAACCAUUUUUAUAUAUCCAAGCUAAACCAGACCAAACCGAUAAUACCAUUAACUCUCAAUCCACCUACUUGACAGGGCGAAGAGGCUAAACCGGGUUGACAACCUUUUAAUUAAAAAUAAACAAAAUGACUCAUGAGGCGAAUGCAGCAGGUUGGAUAUCGGGGUUUUGUAUGGAUGAAGAGGGAAGAAGAGGGGAAGUUUUUCAGAUUCUGUUUGCGGACGAUGCUAUUUUAUUUUGUGAUGCUUCGGAGCAGGAAGUUUCCAAUUUGUUGGCUAUCCUUCUGUGUUUCCAAAGCGUUUCAGGUUUGAAGAUUAAUUUGGAAAAGAGUAAGCUUUUUCCAGUUGGGGAUGUGCCCCCAUUUGGAGAGAUUGGCGGAUCUAUUGUGUUGUGAUUGGGAGUUCCUUCCAACCGUCUAUUUGGGCCUGCCGCUUGGUGCUUCGCCGGUUGCUGGCAGCAUUUGGAAUCCUUUAAUCUCUCGGAUGCAGGCUAGACUCGAGGGUUGGAAAGGAAAAUUCUUAUCGUUUGGUGGCAGGUUAGUGCUUAUUAAAUCGGUUAUGGCAAGCCAACCGACUUAUAUGUGCUCCCUGUUCAGGGCUCCUGCUCAUAUUGUUCAGGCCAUUGAGAGAUUACAGAGUUCUUUCCUUUGGUCGGGAGCUAACGAUCAAAAGAAGUUUCAUUUGGUGUCUUGGGAACGAUGUAAACGACCUAAAUCGCUUGGUGGACUUGGUAUUCCGGAUUUCAGAAGGCAUAAUAGUGCUUUGCUUGCAAAAUGGUGGUGGAAGGUUGCUUCGGAGGACAGCUGGUGGAAAAGAUUGAUGAGUGUUAAAUAUCCAAAUAAUGAAUCGAAGUGGAUGCCGGGUAAACCCCUCUCUCCGGUGGGUUGUAGUCCUUGGUCACAGGUGUUCAAAAUGAAAGAUGAGUUCUGGAAGUUUGCAAUUGUUAAACCUGGUUCAGGCGACAACAUCUCUUUCUGGAAUGACCGGUGGAUUCAUGGAACUACUCUUGUUGAUGCCUUUCCUAGAGGAGCGGCGGCUGCUGUUCUUCCCCGAGCAAGAUUAUCUGAUAUCCUUUUGAGAGUUAAUGAGAGUUUUUCUUGGGAUAUUGAAUUUAAAUACCAACUUAGGGGGGGAGCUGAGAGGGAAAGGGAGAGUCUGUUUUCUUUUAUCAAUAGCAAUUUACCUUUGCUUUCCUCUGACCAGGACAUGAUUAGUUGGCUGCCUACCUCGUCACACUCCUUCACUGUUCGUUCUUUGUACCAGCAGCUCUCUAAAGAGGCUGUUGCUUGUCUUUUGACGGCUGGCCAGAUUGAUGACUUUCCUGUUAAGACCGUUUGGCAGAACCACAUCCCCUCGAAGAUUUGUAUGUUUGUUUGGUUGACAUUUCAUCGUAGAAUUCUUACUCAGGAUGCUCUAAAACGUAAGGGAUGGAGCUUGCCGAACAGGUGCUCUCUGUGCAUUGCAAAUGAAGAGGAGCCGAACCAUCUUUUCCUUCAUUGCAGGUUCACUGAGGAAGUCUGGAGUAUCAUUAGUCACUUUGUCUACUUUGAUCACAGGAUAAUCCGUAGGGAUAUCUCUGACCUGAUCAAGAGCUGGCCCCUUCUUGAUCCUCAGAACCCGAAAGACUGGUGCACGAGAUCAUUUCUGCAUGCUCUACUUUGGUGUGUUUGGAUCGAGCGGAAUAAUAGGAUCUUUGCAGAGAAGUUUUCGAGUCCAUCGGUUGUCUCCUUCAAGAUUGGAAGUCUAAUAGCUUCAUGGUUGGUGGCUGCUGGUAAAAUCGACAAGUCUUGCGGGGAGGAUUGGAUUCAUAAUCUCAGAAGGGCUCUCCUUCCCAGAAGUUUCUUGUAGCCGUACUCAGAAGGGUUACCACCUUGGUGCUUGCUUUGCUUUGCUGAACUGCCACCUUGGCGCUUGCUUUGCUGAUGUGUUUUGGCUUGUUUGGGUUUUCUGAAGCUUUGUAUUGUGCUUCGCUUUCAAAUGUUGGUUCUUUCCUUCCUUUCUUUCUUUCUUUCUUUCUUUCUUGUCUUUCCCUGGUUUUGUUAACUCUUAACUCUUUUCUUAAUUAAUGAAUUUCACCUUUAUAA
This is a messenger RNA of Linum trigynum, 4550 nucleotides long. The record is from the annotation of a GenBank genome assembly. NCBI's taxonomy places the organism in Eukaryota, Viridiplantae, Streptophyta, Magnoliopsida, Malpighiales, Linaceae.